Messenger RNA from Lolium rigidum, 1782 nucleotides. RefSeq names its product betaine aldehyde dehydrogenase. Lineage: Eukaryota; Viridiplantae; Streptophyta; Magnoliopsida; Poales; Poaceae. The transcript has 15 exons. The coding region runs from base 26 to 1546 and encodes 506 amino acids. The record is from RefSeq and is a predicted model, not a curated record. Gene Ontology annotation, molecular function: oxidoreductase activity, acting on the aldehyde or oxo group of donors, NAD or NADP as acceptor.
ACCAGUCCACCUCGCCGGAGCACCCAUGGCCGCGCCCCCAGCGAUCCCGCGCCGCGGCCUCUUCAUCGGCGGCGGGUGGCGCGAGCCCGCCCUCGGCCGCCGCAUCCCCGUCAUCAACCCGGCCACCGAGGAAACCAUCGGCGACAUCCCGGCGGCCACGGCGGAGGACGUCGAGCUCGCCGUCGCGGCGGCGCGGGACGCCUUCACGCGCGACGGCGGGAGCGCCUGGUCGCGCGCUUCCGGGGCGGCGCGGGCCAAGUAUCUCAACGCCAUCGCAGCUAAGAUUAAAGAAAAGAUAACUUAUCUGGCAUUGCUGGAGGCACUUGAUUCCGGAAAGCCCAAGGACGAAGCAGUUGGCGACAUGGAGGAUGUCGCUGCAUGUUUUGAGUACUAUGCUGGUCUGGCAGAAGCAUUAGAUGGGAAACAACAUGCACCAAUCCCUCUGCCCAUGGAAAAUUUCAAGACCUAUAUCCUCAAAGAACCCAUCGGGGUUGUUGGACUCAUCACUCCCUGGAACUAUCCUCUGUUGAUGGCUACUUGGAAGGUUGCACCUUCCCUUGCUGCUGGGUGUACAGCUGUGUUAAAGCCAUCUGAGUUGGCUUCUCUAACUUGUUUAGAGCUCGGCGUGAUAUGUGAAGAAAUAGGACUACCUUCAGGAGUUUUGAACAUAAUUACUGGUCUAGGACCUGAUGCCGGUGCUCCAAUUGCUUCACAUCCCGACGUGGAUAAGGUUGCUUUUACUGGAAGUACCGAAACUGGUAAGAGGAUAAUGACCUCUGCUGCGCAAAUGGUUAAGCCUGUUUCAUUAGAGCUUGGCGGCAAAAGCCCUCUUGUUAUCUUUGAUGAUGUUGCUGACAUUGACAAAGCUGUUGAAUGGGCCAUGUUUGGCUGUUUUUUUAAUGGCGGUCAAGUUUGCAGUGCAACUUCUCGUCUACUUCUCCAUGAGAAAAUCGCAGAGAGAUUUUUAGAUAGAUUCGUUGAAUGGACAAAGAACAUAAAAAUCUCAGAUCCACUGGAAGAAGGUUGCAGGCUGGGUUCAGUUGUCAGUGAAGGGCAGUAUGAAAAGAUCAAGAAGUUCAUCUCAACAGCAAGAGCUGAAGGUGCUACAAUUUUGCAUGGGGGUGACCGGCCAAAGCAUCUCAGCAAAGGGUUCUUUAUCGAGCCCACAAUCAUAACAGAUGUUAGCACAUCAAUGCAAAUUUGGCGAGAGGAAGUCUUUGGACCAGUCAUCUGUGUUAAAGUAUUUAAGACUGAGAGUGAAGCUGUGGAGCUUGCAAAUGAUACCCACUAUGGCUUGGCUGGCGGUGUGAUUUCUGAUGAUCUAGAGAGGUGUGAGCGCAUUGCAAAGGUUAUUCACUCGGGCAUUAUGUGGAUAAACUGCUCUCAACCAACUUUGGUUCAAGCUCCAUGGGGAGGGAACAAGCGCAGUGGUUUUGGCCGUGAGCUAGGAGAAUGGGGCCUCGAGAACUACUUGAGCGUGAAGCAAGUCACCAAGUACUGCUCGGAUGAACUAUACGGAUGGUACCAGCGCCCAUCCAAGCUGUAGAUGAUAUGAGGCGUUUAGUCAGGAGAAAGGAACAUCAUUCACUGAAAGACGCGGUCAAUCCUGAUUCUGUGCAUGGAUGAAGUCUUUUGUAUAGUGUUUUCCCAAUAAGCCAUUAUAUGGCAAACGUGGACGGGUAGUGUGUCAUUAAGCAUGUGACAGUUGCAGUUGUCAAAGGAUUGCUAAAGUGAAAACGACAUUAUAUUCAGCCACUUUCAGUAUAUCUGUUUUACUGUUUA